AAGCCUCACCCUCAUCCUCACCCCCACCCCCGUCCCCACCCUGUGCCCAUGCCCGCGCCCAUUCAUGAGAGCCCCAAAUAUGAUGCUGCCUCGGCUCCCUACCCCCACCGUCCUGAAUACCCGAUCACUCAGCCUGAGCCCACAUAUGCUCCUGCUUCCAUUCCCCUACCACAGUAUGUUGCUGCCCCUGAGCCUGAGUGCGACACCAUCCCAAUUCCUGCGCCGACCCCUGCCCCCUCCCACUCGACCAGGUACCCGGCUGUUCUCUACCCGGUGAGCCUGCCGACUAUCUACUCGACUGCCACUGCAACCCUGACAGUUAUUCCCAUGCCUACGACCAUUACUAGGUCAUUCACCGACACCACGUCAGUUUGCAUGCCAACUACUCAGACCGACACCUCAUUGACCACGAUCUACCAAAGCAUCCCAACCACAACCACGACCACUGAUGUCUACAUUCGUACCAGCACUGUCACUUCGACUGUCACUGCAACAACUACCUCCACAGCUAUCGUCACCAAUGUGUCCAGCAUCACAAUCACCUGCCCGAACCCCCCGGUCAUUAUUCCCACCACUAUCAUUUCGACAUCCCAUUACACUGAGACCCUGAUCAGCCAGAUCUUCCACACUGCUACUGAGCAGGUCACUGACACCAAGACUAAGUAUGCUACAUGCUGGGAUACUGUCGUCGAGUGCUGCCCUGUCACCGUCUGCCAGCACAUGUGCGACACCUACUACUACACCUGCACAAAGACCUGCAUUGACUACUCGAUGGUCACUGUCGAGCGCCCCUGCACUGAGUAUGUGCCCUCCCAAGUGUAUGUGACUAAUACCGCAUACCAAACAAUCACUCUGUGCCAGCCUGUCACUGUCACCACCCCUGUCACUGACUAUGAUACCAUUUUCCAGAUCGUUACUGUUAACCACACUGCCACUGUGACCAAGCCCGUUCUGGUUGUCCAGAACAUCUGCACCGACGCAUACAUACCUCCCCCCCCUCCCCCUCCCCCUGCCUACGGCGCCGCCCCUGCUGCGGCCCCUGCUUCCUUUGGUAUCAUCUCCAACUACCAGUUCACCCCUGAUCCCUAUGCCAACGCUGAUAACGAGGAGCUCGAUGUCGAUGCUACUACUGCCCCCCGCCAUAUUAUCAAAAAGACCGCUAAGCGUGUCUCUACUCUGAACAAGCCCAAGCCGCAGAUCAGAGUCAAAGAGUCUGCCCAUGCCGAUAUUGUCCGCCGCAAGGCCUAAUUGAUCGUAAAUGAAGGACAUGCUUGUUUUUCGGGUAAACUUUUGUUUCCACCAUUAUUUUUUUACUCGUUAAUUUUUGUUUGUUAGUUUUUCGUUAUAUUGUUUUCCAUCUCUUUUUUCACCAGUAUGUUG
This is a messenger RNA of Kickxella alabastrina, 1380 nucleotides long. RefSeq lists its product as uncharacterized. NCBI's taxonomy places the organism in Eukaryota, Fungi, Kickxellomycota, Kickxellomycetes, Kickxellales, Kickxellaceae. The transcript has a single exon. The coding region runs from base 49 to 1248 and encodes 399 amino acids. The record is from RefSeq and is a predicted model, not a curated record.